AUGAAUGUCCUUCUUAGGUGUCUUGUAACAUUACUUACACUGUUAUCCACAAGCUGUCAAAAGUAUGAACCAACUUGGGAGAGCAUAGACUCUCGACCGCUGCCAGAAUGGUACGAUGACGCCAAAAUCGGGAUGUUUAUUCACUGGGGUGUCUUUUCUGUGCCCGCAGUCCACAGCGAAUGGUUCUGGUGGUUUUGGAAGGGGCAACCUCAAAGUGAUAUAGUGAAUUUCAUGAAGAAGUAUUACCCGCCGAAUUUUACAUACGCAGAUUUUGCAAAGGAGUUCCGAGCCGAAUUUUACGACCCAAAUAAAUGGCGCGACAUAGUCCUUGCUUCUGGUGUUAAGUAUGUGGUUUUAACCUCUAAACAUAGCGAGGGGUUCAGCAAUUAUCCAACUAAUGUGACGUAUCAGUGGAACUCUAGAGACGUAGGUCCAAAGAGGGACCUUGUCGGAGAAUUACAGAAAGCACUAAGGGGAACAGAUGUCCGAUUCGGAAUAUAUCAUGCGAUGAUUGAGUGGUUUAAUCCGAUCUGGCUGGACGAUCAGAGGAAUAAUUUAACCACCCACAGAUAUGUUAAGGAUUACAUUCAUCCUCAACUCUUUGAAAUAAUUAACACAUACAAACCUGACAUCUUGUGGAAUGAUGCCGGUUGGCUGGCUCCAAGUUGGUAUUGGAAUGCUACGAUAUUCCUGGCCUGGUUGUACAAUGAAAGUCCUGUCAAAGACUACAUUCUCGUGAAUGAUCGUUGGGGAUCUGAUUGCUUUUGCAAACAUGGUGGAUUUUGGACUUGUUCUGAUCGCUUCAAUCCGGGUCAUGUGAUGCCACAUAAGUGGGUGAAUGCCAUGACAAUAGACAAAUAUUCCUGGGGAUACAGAAGAAAUGCUGACUUAUCAAAUUAUAACACUAUAGAGGAACUGCUGGAAGAAGUCAUUACUACGAUAAGCUUUGGAGGAAACAUACUGAUCAAUGCUGGACCAACAGCUUGGGGGACCUUUGAUCCAAUUUUUGAGGAACGUUUUCGACAACUUGGGUCAUGGCUAAAGGUGAAUGGACAAGCAAUUUAUAAAACGACACCUUGGAUACACCAGAAUGACACAUUGUCAAAUAGAGCAUGGUACACAGCAUCGAAAUCAGAAAAGAAAAUGAUUUAUUGCAUGAUACUCGAUUGGCCAGAAAACAAUGAAAUACUUCUUGGAUCGCUGAAAGGUUUUGAAGUCUCCACAGUUACUAUGCUUGGCACUGACGCGGAUGUUUAUUUUGUCCAGGAGUCACAAGGACUCAGGGUGUUAUUUCCCUUGGUAAAUGUUCGUAAAAUGCCUUGUCUCUGGGCUUGGGCUUUAAAGAUCACAUUGAAAUGAGUGUUGCUUUGUCCAAUUUAGUCCCAAACUUAGGGAAAAUAUGGACGUUGUAUUAAACAUUAUAAUAACAGAAAAUUGGGACAUAAAGAAUGAGAACUUCAUUUCUAAUAUUUCUUAUUUAUAACCUUCAAACAUGUAAUGAGUUGUGCAAUUGUAAAAAAAAAAAAGCCUUGUAAAAAAAAUCUUGUCCA
This is a messenger RNA of Saccostrea echinata, 1550 nucleotides long. RefSeq names its product alpha-L-fucosidase-like. The record is from RefSeq and is a predicted model, not a curated record. The coding region runs from base 1 to 1359 and encodes 452 amino acids. The transcript is spliced from 8 exons. Gene Ontology annotation, biological process: fucose metabolic process; glycoside catabolic process. Gene Ontology annotation, cellular component: lysosome. Gene Ontology annotation, molecular function: alpha-L-fucosidase activity. Lineage: Eukaryota; Metazoa; Mollusca; Bivalvia; Ostreida; Ostreidae.